AUGAGGAACUUCGCUGCCUUUGCGGUCUUGGCCGCCAGUGCCAACGCACUUGUUCCCCGCGAUACGAGCUGCUGCUUCAGCCUCACGGCCUCUGGUGAAGCCUCUGGCCCCGUCGGUCAGCUCGAUGACGGACAGAACCGCAUUGGCGGCGACCUGCCGGCCGGCCAGUACUGCGUCGACACUGACGGCUCUAUCACUGAUGGCAACGGACGUGGCUGUAUACUGACUCCUCCCACCACACAAUUCCAAUGCGAUGAGGGUGCCAGCCCAUCUCCCGGAUUCUCCGUCAACUCGAACGGCCAACUAGAGUACGAUGGGAGCACAGACUUUGUCGCCUGCGAGACGGGCCAAAACGGUGAAUUGAACAUUUACACUACCGAGAGUGACGACGUUACAAACUGCCGCACCGUGCAGCUCAUUGCGGAUUCCUGCUCCGGAUCUGGAACUGGCACCGGCUCUAGCUCUGUUCCUGGUGGAGGUGGUGGCCAGUCGUCCUCUGCUCCUCAGCCCAGCUCAAGUGUGCCAAUUGUGUCGCCGUCGCCUAGUGCUCCAGGAUCUGAGGGCCCAGGCGGAGGCUCGGCUACCCCCCCUGUCGUCUCCCCAUCAUCGACUAGCCCAGGAGAAAUCCCUGGUGGCGGCGGUGGUGGUGAGGGCUCAACCACUACUCCCUCGGGUACUAGCCCCGGCGAAGGCACCGAUUGCUCAUUGUGCGAGACAACUACUGUCCUGACUACCGUCAUUGUCCCCUGCUCCUCUUCUGAGACCCCUGGCGUGCCCAUCCCAGGCGAGUCCACUACCCCUGGUGUCCCUGGAGGCGAGUCCCCAACUCCUUCUGGCCCUGGUGAGACCCAGCCCCCGUCUACUGUGACACCUGGCGUUCCUGGAGAGUCCAACACCCCCGGGGGCGCUGGAUCCGAGUCCCCCGGUCCUUCUCAGCCCCCCUCUGAGACUUCCCCUCCCCAGACAUCGCAGCCUCCUCAGCCUCAGCCAUCCGGCGAGUGCUGCCAGACGGAUCUCUCUGGAGACUACGAGUUCCCUCACCUGAUUGUUCCUGUCGACUCAUCCUCUCCCGAUGAGGCCGUGGGUACUUCUUUCAAUGGAACCGUCUCUUCCACCGUUUCCACGAUCUUCAACUUUGAUAUCCCCGCCUCGGACGCCGGAAGGACCUGUAGCCUUGUCUUCCUCUUCCCCAAGCAGGAGGACCUCGAGACCUCUGCAUUCUCCUUCAGCGGUGACGGCAAGGUUUCAUUCGGAGCUGUCUCUGAACCUGCUACCCAGUCUACUACUUUCAACAACGCUCCCACGAUCAGCCAGAACCUUGGUGACUUCACCAUCGCCCCCGGAAACUCUUACGCUAUCAGCACCUUUGAGUGCCCGGCUGGCCAGACCGUCGGAUAUGAAAUCACCAACGCUGGCAGCACCAGCUUCGAGUUCUUCGAAGACUACAACCCCUCACCGUGA
Molecule: messenger RNA, 1461 nt
Organism: Aspergillus calidoustus
Lineage: Eukaryota; Fungi; Ascomycota; Eurotiomycetes; Eurotiales; Aspergillaceae
Source: the annotation of a GenBank genome assembly